ACGAAACGAACGAAACAACGGAGUCGGAAUGGGCGUUGCCAUUUUAUAUUAGUAAACAAUAUAACAGUUUUUAAUUAAAAAAGUUUAAGAUUUGUUCUAGUUAAUUAAUUAAGUGCCGUGCAUUUAAAAUUGUGAACGUUAUAAAAUAUUUAAAUUAUAAUAACGACACAAAUUCUACAUCCUGUGAAACAUCAGCUUGUCUAAGAAUGAAGAGAAGAACUUUGUCUGGUAACGUCGCAGUAGGUGUGUUUGCCCUGGCGUUUGUGUCAAUAUUUGUUGCUUUCUUCUCCGCUUCGUGGUUAGUCAGUGACGAACGGAUAACUGGAGCAAAGCUUCAAAGGUUGGGACUCUGGACACAUUGCUUCCGAUCUUUACCCGACCCGCAAGAUGAAUAUCAGAGAAGAUUUUUUGUAGGAUGCCGUUGGAUAUUUGACCCGUUCACCACUGGAUAUGAUCAAAUCAGGGGAUAUCUUAUGCCUUGGUUUAUAAUCUGGACACAGUUCUUCUUCACCCUGGCGUUCCUGGGAGUAUUAGCCAGCUUUGUGCUGGUCCUGUUGUUCUUCCUGUGUUUCGGACCUGACCAAGAGCGAUUCAUUCAACUCAUUACACUCAUCGGUGGAAUCAUGCUUGGAGUGGGUGUGUGUGCCGGACUUGCUGUUAUAGUGUUUGUAUUGUUUGCAAACCGAGACAACUGGAUGCCGGGACACGCUAACAACUUUUUCGGCUGGUCCUUUGCACUGGCUGUGGCCGGUGCCAUUGAGGCCUUGGUCGCUGGAACUCUCUUCAUGGUGGAAGCCAAUGUGCAGAAGAAGAAGCGCAAGUAUAUGAAAGAAUCUCAAACUAGAUUUGAAUUGGAGCAGGAAACAAAAGCGUGAAGUAAGAUAAGCUAUGAACUUACCUCCUAGAAACUGUUUAACAUUAUGUGAGUACAGUAAUUUGUAUAGAAACAAGAAGUAGCACAAAUGUUGAGUGUUGCAAUUCUAAGCGGGGGAUGUUUUAGUAAAUCACAUACGUAAUGUAGUUUAACUAAGGGGUUACAUAUUUCGCUUCCAAAAAUAUUUACUUUGACUUAUCCUAUAAAUUGGAGUAGAUUUUACUUGUUCUUAAAGACAGGAUAUGUUUAGUAGAAGUCCAUAAAAACAAAUUUUUAUUAGUAAAAAUACUGACUUAAUGCGUAAUAGUUUAACUAUCCCUUCUGACAAUCAACCACACUUUUUUAUGCGGUUUAUGUGUUAAAGUAAAGAGUAAAAUAAGAAAAUAUUACAUUCCUUAGUAGUUAAGUGCAUUCAAAGUGCAAUUAUUUUACAAUUAAAGAAUACCACAUAAGAUGUUAACCAACUGAAAGUAUGAACAAGUUGUUUAUCUUAGCUUUCAAAGCAGCUUGGCUUGUUGGGACCGUAUUAUUUGUGACUGUACCAAUUUUUAUCUUACAAAUAUUUUAGAUUUAGUUUUACAUUGCACAUUGUCAACAAAAAUAGCUUUGGGACAUUUUUAAUGGCCAUUUUUGUCGCCUAUAUAUAAAUGUUGGUUGUUUCAUAAUAUCAUAGAUAAUGUUGUUUUUGAUAAUCUUAAGUUGUAGUAUGUAAUUAGUCCGUCCACUUCAAGAUUUUGUGCCUUUUAGUAUUAUACUUACUUUUACACCUACGUUUCACACACACAGUCACACAUCCAAGACUUACCAUAACGUAGGUAUAUGUUUGGUGGUAAAUUUACAACUAAUAUAGAUAGUGAUUUUCAAUGUAGUAAUGUUUUAUGUAAAUAACAAAUUUUAUUAGUUGUUACAGAUCUGUCUAGAGAUCUAUUAGUAUAUUUUUAUAUGAAUCUCAUGCAAGAUCUAUUAUUAUAACAUGAUAAUGUUCAGUAGCUGUAAAAGAUGCGUGUUCAAAGUAUUUUUUAUUAAUUAAUGUUAUAAUUAUCAAUGUAUCCGUCCAUUUGUACUUCUUUGUCGCUUUUCAUUUGUCCAUCAAUACUUUCUAAGGUCGAUCCAUCAAUAUUUAUAAUAAAACAUUUGCGCCUUGUAUUAUAUAAUGCCUUGAUAUUUGCACAAGUCAUUUGUACUUAUUUAUAGUUUCUGUUUUUUGACUGUAAAUCUAGUUAAAUAAUCGAUGAAAAAGAAUUAAAAAUGUUGUAUUUUUAGUCAAUUUUAUUUUGUGAACAAAUACUCUUUUCAACAUUCCUGGUUUUGUAAAGAUAAAAUACUACAAACCUUGAUGAGACGCAAAAUGUUAAGAGUUGAACAAAUGAAAGAACUAUGAUUUAUUCAUAGGCUAGUUGUUAUUUGUUAUUCCCUAAAACAGGAAACCAAUAAUAUUUCACACAUUAAAUAAGAAAUGUAAGCAAAAUGCAUUUGUAUAUGACAAGUUUUCUUGUUAGUGUUGAUAUAAUGGGUUAAAUAUAUUUGUAUUUCUUUCACAUAUUAGUUCCAGGGGAAUCGUGAAAUAUAUCAGGCAUUGAAUUUAUUUUCAAGUGCUUAGAGUAAGAUUAUUGUCACUGUCCACGUUGUGGUUUUAAUGUCUUUUAUCAACUUACUUGCAUUUACUCUGACAUGACUCAAACUUAUUUCUUAUUCUUCAAAAUUUUCAUAGUGUGAUUCCCGAUUAUGAGAGAUUUAACACUAUUUCAAUCACAAAAAAUAUAAAUCAUAGACUAAAUAAAAAAAAUAACUUAGAGGUUUUAAAUUAUUGAAUAUUAUUCAUUAUUCAAAUACCGUAACAAUAAAAUAAAUUACCUCUUGUAUUAUGGUGUUUAAAGAAAAUAAGUUUUAAGUUUAUAGCACUAGUAAUUAAAACACUUCAGUCACCAGAACUAAAACAAUCGGUUGUACAAAUAAUUUAACAUUCCAUUUUUUAUUUUUUAUUCCAUCAAAUAUGUCCAAAAGACAGAAUUAAAGCUAUCUAUAUAAAAUAUAUAUUUCAUACUUUUCUACUGUCUGUUUUAAAUACAAUUAUCAUUAAUUUGUAAAUAUCUACUCUGCCCAGCAAUAAAACACAU
Messenger RNA from Macrosteles quadrilineatus (aster leafhopper), 2991 nucleotides. RefSeq names its product transmembrane protein 182 (gene sinu). NCBI's taxonomy places the organism in Eukaryota, Metazoa, Arthropoda, Insecta, Hemiptera, Cicadellidae. Gene Ontology annotation, biological process: regulation of tube size, open tracheal system; septate junction assembly. The transcript is spliced from 4 exons. The record is from RefSeq and is a predicted model, not a curated record. The coding region runs from base 207 to 875 and encodes 222 amino acids. Gene Ontology annotation, cellular component: septate junction; membrane.